This is a messenger RNA of Haliotis rubra (blacklip abalone), 1056 nucleotides long. RefSeq lists its product as uncharacterized. NCBI's taxonomy places the organism in Eukaryota, Metazoa, Mollusca, Gastropoda, Lepetellida, Haliotidae. The record is from RefSeq and is a predicted model, not a curated record. The coding region runs from base 18 to 833 and encodes 271 amino acids. The transcript is spliced from 4 exons.
AGCUCGAGGGUUGGCAGAUGGAGAAGCUGCCCGACUUUCUCAAGUGGUACAGCCUGCAGAAACAGAUGAAAGGAGAUGACGACAGAAAGAUGAGCGAAGAUGAAGGUGAAGAUGAGAAGAAGAGAGUUGAGAUCCCCGCGGCCCCCUGGGACCACCCUGGCCCCUUCGUCUGGUGGAGACUUCAUCACAAGUACGACGUCAUGAGACAGUGGAAGGAGGAGCAGGUUCGGAAGCAACGUGAACAGUGGGUGCGGGAGGUCAAGGAGAAGAUGGAGAAGUUCCAGCAGUUCGAGAAGUUCCAGGCCGCCAUGGAGGAACACAGGCAGAAGGCAGAGAAUAUGAAGAAGCUCCAGGGAGUGCUUAGACUCCAUGCUCAGGUCCACAAAGAGCAGGAGUUCGCAGAGAUGAUGAGGACCUUUACCCAGAAGAAGAAGCAGUACGUGUUCACCGUCGUGUAUGAACUAAUGAAGUUCUGCAAGUGCAGCGAGUCUAUCAUGGAUCUCCAACGCUUCUUCAACCCCGACAGCGUGCGCAACAUGAACGAGGUGCACAGCAACAACACUGACGUAAUGAACAUCGACGAACACCUGGCCUUCCCACACCCAAGGACACAAGAGGAGGCCAAGAAAAUGUUCAUGAAGGGGCUUGUGAAGACGCUGUGUGUGAGCGCCAAGGAGUACGUGCAUCACGUGAGGAUGUUCGCCGCCCAUCACCUUGCUCAUCACUUCGCCAUGGAGACCAUGGGAGACAUGCAGACAGCGGGCAACACGGGCGACAUGCAGCCAAUGGGAGACAUAAUGUCUGAUGAUAAAUCUGGAAAUUACGGCUUUUAGAUGCCGAGACUCACAGAGACGUGAAGCACGUGUACAUGAAGAUCAGUUACGUAAGAUGCGAAGCGCACACACGUGAAGCACAGUUACGUGAAACACCGAGACGUGAAGCACAGUGACCUCGUUUAUUAUCGCCAAAUAGUAGACUGCACCUGUGUCGUAAAUCGUAACUAUGCACAUCUGCUCAACAAUGUUAUUGUAUCGGUCAAUAAAAUGUUAAAACGGU